AUGGCAUUUGUGAUAGACUUGAACACGCAGCCAUCGUUAGAAGAAAUUCACUCAUUUGAUACUCAUAUUGAUAUGGACGAUACAAAUAUUUGCAAUAGUUCAAGCAAUGAUAUGGACGAUACAAAUAUUUGUAAUAGUUCAAGCAGUUCUGCUACAGAAACUGAGUGCACGACUGAGGUCAUAAUUCAUCCCACCAUUUCUGAUGAGGAGAUUCCAAAAGUGGGGAUGCUAUUUGGAACCCUCGAAGAAGCACGCCAAUUUUACUACAACUAUGCCAAUAAAGUGGGAUUCGAGCCUCAUAUAAGAAACACUAACUUCGACAAGAAUGGAAGGACACCCAUUAACCAAUCCAUACAGUGCAAUAGAGAUGGAUACCGAACAAAGAAGAAUCUGGUAACCCAAAGGUCAAACACAGUCUCAUCUGUACACUGUAAAGCUCGCAUCUAUGUGAAACUUGACAAAGAGCUUGGAAAAUGGAGACUGUCGAAAGUAGAAUUGGCUCACACGCAUCGGUGUGAUCCCAGUUUGUCAUGGAUGUUCAAGAAAAAUAGAGAACUCUCCAUGCACGUUAAGGAUGUCAUUGAGCGCAACGACCAGGCUGGUAUACGACCUUCGAAGACUUUUCAGGCGCUUGCUGAUGAAGCUGGUGGUCGUUCUAAUCUGAAAUUUCUUGAGAAGGAUGUUAGAAAUUAUAUAUCUGGUAAACUCCGAAUCAACGGAGAUAAUACUGAUGCGCAAGAGAUGUUGGACUAUUUUAUCAGGAUGAAAGAGCAGAACCCGAAUUUCUUUUACGACAUUUGUGUCUAUAGUGAUAAUAGUCUCAAGCAUGCAUUUUGGGCGGAUGCUCAAUCAAGAGCUGCUUAUGAGUAUUUUGGUGACGUGGUGUCAUUUGACACCAUAUACAAGCUCAACAAGUAUGAGAUGCCAGUUGCAGCAUUUGUUGGUGUCAAUCACCAUGGAAGGUCAUGUCUUUUCGGGUGUGCUUUAUUGGGCAAUGAAGAGACUGAGUCUUUUGAAUGGCUCAUGCAAACAUUUAUAAAAUGUAUGGGAAAAACACCAGAUGGAAUCUUAACUGACCAAUGCGGGGCCAUGGCAACAGCCAUUCGAAAUGUCAUGCCAAACACCAGGCAUAGAUUGUGCAUUUGGCACAUCACGAGGAAGAUACCCCAUAAACUUGGAAAGUUGAGCCAAUAUGAAGAAAUUAAAGCCACAAUGCGUGGAAUUAUUUGGGAGUCUCAUUUGCAAGAAUCAUUUGAAAGUUCUUGGUAUGACUUCAUUGAAGAGUACACCCUUCAUGACAACAACUGGCUUACUAAUAUCUAUAAUAUUCACAAUAUAUGGGUCCCUGUUUUUCUAGAGCACGAAUUUUGGGCUGCAGAUAAUAGGGGCCUGAUCCCAUGUACCUCGAACUCCCCUAUUGAGAAGCAGUUCCAAUAUGAGUACACGAACUGCAUAUUUCGCGAUGUUCAAGCCGAAUUUGUCAAAAAGUGCGACUGCAACCUGUCUCCAAGGGUAGUGAAGGACAACCAAUACUUCUAUGAAGUGACUCAACAGAAGAUAGUUAAAGGGAUGUCUAUUUACAGCGAGUAUGAGGUUGUGUUUUGUCCUAUCUCGCACCAGGUUAGGUGCAACUGCUUCAGGGUUGACAAGGUGAACUCGUCGUAUAUACUUUCUCGGUGGAGCAAGAAUGUUUAUCGUAAGCACACCCAUAUUAGAAGUAGUCACGACUCACGACGCUCUGAUGAAAGCAUGAAUAUAUUUAGGGGACUGUGUGUUGACUUCUACAAUGUGGCCCAGGACUUUGUGCAUGAUAAGGAGGAGGCUGAUAUAUUGUGGUCCGCUUUUGCAAGUGCUAAAGUGGCACUUAGCAAACAUCGGGCAAAACAUUCAGAAAGCAUGCGCACAAGUGAGUGUCUUGAUGGAUUAAAUGUUUUGCAGAGCCCUCCUCAUGUGGUACCUAGGGGGCGUCCAAGCUUCAAGAGACUGGAGGCGGAUGUGGACCGGAAAAUUAAGAAUGGUACUAAGAAACGUCGAGCUAGUUGUAAACAUACAAAGGAAGUUGCAGCUGUUGAAGGAGACAAACAUUCAAACAAGGCCACCAAGAGACGCAUUACUGCUAGCAAACACCCUAAGGAUUUUGCUCCUCUUGAAGAAGAUUGUUUCACCGACAACACCGUUUCUUGUAUCCAUGAACAUUUUCCUAAUGCAACAAAUAUGCAAAUGGAUUCCUUAAGCUCGGUGGGAUUUACAACAUUGUUGAAUUCGUUCCAGAACCGUUGUAUUCAUGCACAUUCUUAUAGUAAUAUUGACUAA
Messenger RNA from Arachis stenosperma, 2313 nucleotides. RefSeq names its product protein FAR1-RELATED SEQUENCE 5-like. Gene Ontology annotation, biological process: regulation of DNA-templated transcription. The record is from RefSeq and is a predicted model, not a curated record. NCBI's taxonomy places the organism in Eukaryota, Viridiplantae, Streptophyta, Magnoliopsida, Fabales, Fabaceae. The transcript has 9 exons. Bases 1 to 2313 code for a protein of 770 amino acids.